CUUCUACAAGAGAUAUAUUGAUGAAAUGAAACUGUCGUGUACACUUGUUGCCCUAAACCUCUGCAUUAUAAGAUGCAAAGAUGAUAUGAUGGUAAAGGAUAUACUGUUGGAUCUAAAAACCUGUUUCGGAGAGGGCAGAUCUUCUUGUAACAGUGGUGAGGUGUGUAGAAAAUCAACAUGUGUUAAAGUUAACCCAAUGGCCCAGGGAUGUUUAGAUGACUCCUAUUGUGAGGAAGGGUACGAGUGCUAUAAAAAUAAAUGUAUAAAAUAUGCUGAUGAGGAGGCUAUGGCGUGGUUGAAACAGAGGGGUCUCAUAUACGAAUCAAACAAUAUCAGCGGCAAUUUACAAAACAAGGUAGUUUUUUGUGAAAUCCUUGUAUUUGUGAUUUUAUCAUAUGCUUUAGAAAAUAUUGAAGAACUAUUUAAAAAAAAAUUAAAACAAAGAAUUAAAAUAAUCUAAAUAUCUAUUACAUGC
Eurytemora carolleeae is the source of this 475-nucleotide messenger RNA. RefSeq lists its product as uncharacterized. The transcript is spliced from 8 exons. Bases 26 to 460 code for a protein of 144 amino acids. The record is from RefSeq and is a predicted model, not a curated record. NCBI's taxonomy places the organism in Eukaryota, Metazoa, Arthropoda, Copepoda, Calanoida, Temoridae.